Adineta ricciae is the source of this 1137-nucleotide messenger RNA. NCBI's taxonomy places the organism in Eukaryota, Metazoa, Rotifera, Eurotatoria, Adinetida, Adinetidae. The record is from the annotation of a GenBank genome assembly.
AUGAAUUCUGACCAAGCGCGUCAGCUUUUUGAAUCCGGCGGCAUUCUUCUCAUGCUCGAUGCCCCGAAAGAGAUGGAAUUCGGGAUCGACAUGCACUUUUGGCAAAUCGGUUCACAAUUUCAUGGAGUUAAAAUGAUUCCACCCGGUGUACAUUUUUGCUAUUACAGUGAGCGUGAUUCUUUAACGAAAGAAUUAUCUCCUCGGCAAAGUUUCUUUAUCAACUUCCAACAAGCGAAUCAAAUGAUAGUUAUAAUGCGUUGGUCACCAACGCAAAACCUUUUUCAACGUGAACAUCUAACCCCUGAUGAAUAUGAAGCUCGUCGUAAUCAACGUUAUGAUAUGGAUCGUUUACUCGGAGCCUAUCCGUUAGAUACUUACCGUCAGUGGUUGUCGUUAUCCAAUCAUUUACGAUAUGAUUUUCUCGAAAAACUUCUUCCGUCUAAUGGCCAGAUUUGUUCGGCUAAUGUUUACAAUCCGAAUGAACAUAAGAAAACAACCCAUGAGUGCACAGUUCCAAAGAAUUUAACCGAAGCAGAAUCUCGUCUACCGAAAAUGACGGCCGAUCCCCAGUUUGCUCUUCGAUUUACAGCGAUUGAGAAGAAGUCCAGUGAUUAUUCGGGUUCGGAUUUAACCCAGUCGAAACUUGAUCGAACGGACGAAUUAGAAAGAAUCUGUCUUGAACGCUUCGAUUCAGAUAUUCAUGGACUUUUGUGCGAAUUACAAAUGAGUUUCAUCGUAUUUUUUCUCGGGCAUUUAUACGAUGGUUUCGAACAGUGGAAAUCUUUAUUUCGUCUUAUUUGUUCAUGUCAAAAAGCAUUUCGUCGUUGGCCAAAUGUUUACAUUGAUUUCCUUCAAACAAUUUACUUCCAGUUGAAAUACUUCUCAGCAGAUUCAGCGACCGGUGAACACUUCUUUGUCGAUAUUGAUCAACAAGAGAAUUAUAUUUACAAAUCUUUGGAGAAUCUCUUCGUUAAUUUAUCGGCUUUCAAUGAUAAUGAACAAAUGGAAGGUAGUGAUACAGAGAAAUUACUUGCUCGUGCAGAGAAAAUGAAAAAGUUCUUAAAUGAAACAUACAAAUGGACGUUCGACGACGAGCCCGACGACGAAAAGCCGAUUAUUGUUGAACUCAACGAAUAA